UAAUUAUAUCUUGUUAUGAAAAUUACCCCAGCGAAUACGGGAGUAUAAAUGAGCAAGGAGCUGUCUAAUCGUAACGUUAACUAGUGCAUCGCGAGCCGUUUGAGGGUCAUCUCUGAAUAAUGUUGAACGCGUGACCAGGACUUUGUUAUCGUCAACGGCCUUCCUCAGCUGAAGUUCAAUCCUAGUGAGUUGAACUUGGCUUCACGCUUUCUAUUGUCAUUGACGAGCCGGACCGAAAUAUCAAAGUAUACACUUCACACGCACAACGCUUCUGUUGAAUACUUCGGUUAAGUGGUUAGAAAGGCAAUUACUCAACUUUUGGGACAUCGUAAAAGAUCCACAAAUAAUCCUUUCAAAGACGGAACAAACCCUGGCGAAGAUGGAAAAUAACACCACAUCCCUAAAUUCUACUGAACCGCCGACAUCUAUAUCUGAAACGAAAAUGAUUCUCUCCGCAAUUUUCAUCUGCAUUGUUAUGUUGGUAACAAUCAUUGGCAACUCUCUAGUCAUUCUUUGCGUCUUCUAUUAUCCUCGUCUGCGAGGUCGCACCAACUACCUGAUCGUUUCUUUGGCUGUUGCUGAUUGGCUGGUCGGAACCUUGUCGCUUCCAUUCAAACUCGCGCAGACGGUGGAUGACUAUUGGGAAUUUGGGGAAACUUGUUGUCAAUUCUGGAUUUGGGUGGACAUGUUGUGCUCGGCUGCCUCGAUUCUAAGUCUUAUGGCGAUCUCCUUCGACCGUCUGAUCGCGGUUGUGGAACCUUUGAAGUACGAAGAGCGCAUGCGUCCGCGUCACGUGUACGCGAUGAUCGCCUUCAUAUGGUGCUUUGCGCUUAUCUGCGCGAGUUUGAGCUUAACAAAGUGGAAGGGAGUAAACGUCGUUAUACCAGAACCUAGAUGUUCCUUGAAGUCAAAGGAAUACAUAACGUUCGUUUCCAUAGCAGCGUUCUUCGUUCCCCUUGCAGUUGUGCUGGUCAACUAUGGGAUCAUCUUUCGUAUAGCGAUGCAUCACGCAUAUCGACUCCAAAGGGAGACGCGUUCGUUGGCGACAAACUAUCGGAACGAAUCGACAGACGCCAACCACAAUCCGGACACAGCAGCAAACGGCUGCCGUGAGAAUAAACGAUCGAUAUUUUCCUUUCGAAAAGCCCCCCAGAAAUCGAGCGAGCGUUCCCCGACACUCUCAUUGAUAAAGCAACUGAAGGCCACCAAAACCCUUGCCAUAGUUAUCGGAGUUUUCGCGAUAUGCUGGUCACCGUUUUUCGUCAUAUUCUUGCUGUUUCAGUACAAAGAAGAGGCCUUUCUACCUCCACAGAUGAGCCAUAGGUCUCGUGAGAUCCUCAUAAUCAUCUUCGUAGAAGUUCUUCCGGUAGCGAACAGCGCGGCGAACCCGCUAAUCUACUCGUGUUUUAACGUUGAGUUCCGCAAAGCCUUCAAACGCAUCAUCGCGAAAAUUUUAAAGAGGAAGAAAUCUUGGGACAACGCAGACACGUCAUUCACUGCUGUGCCGACCAGCAACUUUCAGAGAGAACUUGACUGCUCAAGUACAUGAUGCCAGCGAAUUGACCGUAUACACACAUAUAUCCUCUGCGAGUAUAAAGUUUCGUGAGCUACUUCUCGAGGAGAGAACGUCUUGGUUCGACAUACAACAGCUUAAUUGUAUAGCAUUAAUAGAUAUCGAUCAUCUAAAACACUCUUCAAGACUUCAGGCAUCAAUAAUCUUAGACACUGCACAUUUUAGGUAACUUUACUUAGGCACAGUUUACGCAAAUACAUCAUAUUUCUGUGAUCACAGACACAAAUGGUAUGUUCAAAAAGUCCCAAAGUAUUUGGUAAAAAAUUUAGGGGAACUAAAACUGUGGUUUUAAUCGCUGCAAAUCAAUGAACAACUCUGGAUUUACACUCGAAAUGUAAAUGUUCAACUGUGAAUGCAGGUCUGGAACUUUGACAGUGCAAACCAAACCUUAGCUUAGCAGUUUCUGCAUGUAGUGAUGAAGACGGACAAAAGGGCACUUAGCUAGAAUAUAACAAAAGCUGGGGACAACAACAAGAUAAAUAGAUGACUAGAAAUAAUCACGAUGUAUUUCUGUCACGAUUUCACCAAAAACAUCCGUGAAAGAACUAGCUGCAACCUCCUAGAUUCUGCUUUGCAAGUUAUAACUAUUGAUGUAGAAUUGUUACAGAAUGUUUAUGACAAUGUUUAUGUGUAUUGU
Messenger RNA from Dendronephthya gigantea, 2210 nucleotides. Its product is annotated as tyramine receptor 1-like. Gene Ontology annotation, cellular component: membrane. Gene Ontology annotation, molecular function: G protein-coupled receptor activity. Gene Ontology annotation, biological process: adenylate cyclase-activating adrenergic receptor signaling pathway. NCBI's taxonomy places the organism in Eukaryota, Metazoa, Cnidaria, Anthozoa, Malacalcyonacea, Nephtheidae. The record is from RefSeq and is a predicted model, not a curated record. The coding region runs from base 380 to 1549 and encodes 389 amino acids. The transcript has 3 exons.